AUGAAACAAGGUGUUUUGUUGCCAACCAGAAUCAAGUUGUUGUUGACCAAGAACGUUUCUUGUUACAGACCAAGACGUGAUGGUGAAAGAAAGAGAAAGUCCGUCAGAGGUGCCAUUGUUGGCCCAGAUUUGGCUGUUUUGGCUUUGGUCAUUAUCAAGAAGGGUGAGCAAGAAUUGGAAGGUCUAACUGACACCACUGUUCCAAAAAGAUUAGGUCCAAAGAGAGCUAACAACAUCAGAAAGUUCUUCGGUUUGUCCAAGGAAGAUGAUGUUCGUGAUUUUGUCAUCAGAAGAGAAGUUACCAAGGGUGAAAAGACUUACACUAAGGCUCCAAAGAUUCAAAGAUUAGUCACUCCUCAAAGAUUGCAAAGAAAGAGACAUCAAAGAGCUUUGAAAGUCAGAAACGCUCAAGCUCAAAGAGAAGCUGCUGCUGAAUACGCUCAAUUGUUGGCUAAGAGAUUGUCUGAAAGAAAAGCAGAAAAGGCUGAAAUCAGAAAGAGAAGAGCUUCUUCUUUGAAGGCUUAA
Molecule: messenger RNA, 525 nt
Organism: Saccharomyces mikatae IFO 1815
Lineage: Eukaryota; Fungi; Ascomycota; Saccharomycetes; Saccharomycetales; Saccharomycetaceae
Gene: RPS6B
Product: 40S ribosomal protein eS6
Exons: 1
Coding region: 1-525 (174 amino acids)
Biological process (GO): translation
Cellular component (GO): ribosome
Molecular function (GO): structural constituent of ribosome
Source: RefSeq, a predicted model, not a curated record